This is a messenger RNA of Fundulus heteroclitus (mummichog), 1372 nucleotides long. It is a transcript of the gene rad52, whose product is annotated as RAD52 homolog, DNA repair protein. Gene Ontology annotation, cellular component: nucleus. Bases 97 to 1356 code for a protein of 419 amino acids. Gene Ontology annotation, biological process: double-strand break repair via homologous recombination; DNA recombinase assembly; mitotic recombination. The transcript is spliced from 12 exons. Lineage: Eukaryota; Metazoa; Chordata; Actinopteri; Cyprinodontiformes; Fundulidae. The record is from RefSeq and is a predicted model, not a curated record.
AGACCGUAAACCCAGCAUUUGUGAUAUAUUGUCGUGUUUUGUUUAAGUGUAGUUUAUUUUUUUUUUACAUUAAAAAAAAUAGUGACGUAGCUUUAGAUGAGUUUAAACGGGACUGCAGCCAUGGCCGCGGAGGAGAAGACUGUCCAUGCGUCGUCCAGCUUUGGACAGCGCACCUACACGGCAGAGGAGUACCAGGCCGUGCAAAACGCUCUACAGCAGCGGCUGGGACCCGAGUACAUCAGCACCAGACUGGCUGGAGGAGGACAAAAGGUUUGUUACAUUGAAGGACACCGCGUCAUCAGCCUGGCCAACGAGAUGUUUGGAUACAAUGGAUGGUCUCACUCCAUCUCCCAGCAGAACGUUGACUUUGUAGACCUCAUCAAUGGGAAGUUUUAUGUUGGCGUCAGUGCGUUUGUCAAAGUGCAGCUGAAGGACGGCGCGUUUCAUGAAGAUGUGGGCUACGGAGUCAGCGAGGGAAUGAGGUCUAAAGCUCUGGCUCUGGAAAAGGCCAGAAAGGAAGCUGUGACAGAUGGCAUGAAGAGAGCUCUGAAGUGUUUCGGCAACGCUCUUGGAAACUGCAUCCUGGACAAAGAAUACCUCCUAGCGAUUAACAAGAUUCCCAAACAGCCUCGUCCUGAUCUGGACCCGGCGCAGACCAAGCGGUCCGAGGGCCAGCCGUUAAUAGAGAAGGCCCGGUUCUGCAGUCUGGUCGCAGAUCAGAAUCACCUGAGAGCAGCAGGACCCGUCAGGAAUCCACUGGGACCCCACGUCUUCAACCACAGCCACGCAGAGGUUCACCCUUCCAGUGCAGCUGGCCCAACACCCAACACAAAGAGUGAAAACCUCCGCGCCACAUCGACCGCAGACUCCGCGGACGUUCCCGUGUCUGCUCCAAACACCGACCCCAAGCAUCUGAGGAAGCUCCGGCAGCAGCAGCUGCAGCAGAAGUUCAGGAUGGAGAUGGAGGCCAAGAAGCUGCAGCAGGAACUGGGCCAGGCCAAGCCUGAGGAGGCGGAGGUCGCCAUUGGACGAACAUCCACGGGAGGUGAGGACGGCGCAUCAUCUGGAAACAAGCCGAGCGACAGGAUCACACGUUUAACAGAAGAUUCUGAACUCUGGGAUUUCACCUUGGAUGGGAUCGAUGAGCUGGAUGCCCCCGCUGGCGCGGCGUCUCCCCGAGGGACCAGGCCCAGAACGCCGGGGAGCCAUCAGAUGCAGACGCGCAGCAAAACUCCUCAGAGAGCGUCGGACAGCAGAGCGCACCUUCACCACAGACACGUCCAGGAGAGGCCAGGCGAGGCCUUGAGUCCAUACCGACAAGGACAGCAGAUGAAAAAACGCAGGCUGGACACCUGAGACUCUGCUCCUAAAU